CUCCUGCCAGCGUUGCCUGCGGCGUCCGCCUGCCUUUGCUCCGCGUGGCCCUCGCUGUCUGCCCAGUGUCUUCGUCCUGGUGCCCAGCCCAUCACCUCCUGCUCCCCGUUCCCACCUCUCUGGUCUCCCACAGCUGGGAGACGUCAGGUCCCGCCCCAGGACCCGUGUCCGGGCUGCUGUGCCUCUCGUCCCACUCAUCAGCAACACUUGCUGUCACCUGCUUCCGCUCCUAGUUCAGAGCACAGGGGGGAGAUGCUGAAGUUCAAGUAUGGCGCGCGGCACCCACCGGACGCUGCUGCUGCUGCUGCGGAGCCCAUUGCCAGCCGGGCCUCCAGGCUGCAUCACUUCUUCCAGGGGAAGCCACCCUUCAUGACUCAGCAGCAGAUGUCUCCUCUUUCCCGAGAAGGGAUAUUGGAUGCCCUCUUUGUUCUCUUUGAAGAAUGCAGUCAGCCUGCUCUCAUGAAAAUUAAGCACGUGAGCAACUUCGUCCGGAAGUACUCCGACACCAUCGCUGAGUUACAGGAGCUCCAGCCUUCGGUGAGAGACUUUGAAGUCAGAAGUCUUGUAGGUUGUGGGCACUUUGCUGAAGUGCAGGUGGUGAGAGAGAGAGCAACCGGGGACAUCUAUGCCAUGAAAGUCAUGAAGAAGAAGGCCUUGCUGGCCCAGGAACAGGUUUCAUUUUUUGAAGAAGAACGAAACAUACUAUCUCGCAGCACCAGUCCCUGGAUCCCCCAGUUGCAGUACGCCUUCCAGGACAAAGAGAACCUUUACCUGGUCAUGGAAUAUCAGCCGGGAGGGGAUUUGCUGUCACUUUUGAAUAGAUAUGAGGACCAAUUAGAUGAAAACAUGAUUCAGUUCUACUUGGCCGAACUGAUCUUGGCUGUCCACAGCGUUCAUCAGAUGGGAUAUGUACAUCGAGACAUCAAGCCCGAGAACAUUCUCAUUGACCGAACAGGACACAUCAAGCUGGUGGAUUUUGGAUCAGCUGCUAAGAUGAAUUCAAAUAAGAUGGUGAAUGCCAGGCUCCCGAUUGGGACCCCCGAUUACAUGGCUCCUGAAGUGCUGACCGUGAUGAACGGGGAUGGGAAAGGCACCUACAGCCUGGACUGUGACUGGUGGUCGGUGGGAGUCAUCGCUUACGAGAUGGUUUAUGGGAGGUCCCCAUUCACGGAGGGAACCUCAGCCAGGACCUUCAAUAACAUCAUGAAUUUCCAGCGGUUUUUGAAGUUUCCAGAGGACCCCAAAGUCAGCAGUGAAUUUCUUGAUCUGAUUCAAAGUUUGCUGUGUGGCCAGAAAGAGAGACUGAAGUUCGAAGGUCUUUGCUGCCAUCCGUUCUUCUCUAAAAUUGAUUGGAAUAAAAUACGUGAGUCUCCACCCCCCUUCGUUCCCACCCUCCAGUCUGACGAUGACACCUCCAAUUUUGAUGAACCAGAGAAGAAUUCGUGGGCUUCCUCGUCUCCGUGCCAGCUGAGCCCCUCAGGUUUCUCGGGCGAAGAACUGCCGUUCGUGGGGUUUGCGUACAGCAAGGCGCUGGGGAUUCUUGGUAGAUCUGAGUCUGUCGUGUCGAGUCUGGACUCCCCUGCCAAGACUAGCUCGAUGGAAAAGAAACUUCUCAUCAAAAGCAAAGAGCUGCAGGACUCUCAGGACAAGUGCCACAAGAUGGAGCAGGAAAUGACCCGGUUACAUCGGAGAGUGUCAGAGGUGGAGGCUGUGCUUAGUCAGAAGGAGGUGGAGCUGAAGGCCUCUGAGACUCAGAGAUCCCUCCUGGAGCAGGACCUUGCUACCUACAUCACAGAAUGCAGUAGCUUAAAGCGAAGUUUGGAGCAAGCGCGGAUGGAGGUGUCCCAGGAGGAUGACAAAGCACUGCAGCUUCUCCAUGAUAUCAGGGAGCAGAGCCGGAAGCUCCAGGAGAUCAAAGAACAGGAGUACCAGGCUCAGGUGGAGGAGAUGAGGUUGAUGAUGAAUCAGUUGGAAGAGGACCUCGUGUCUGCGAGGCGACGCAGUGACCUCUACGAAUCCGAGCUGAGAGAGUCUCGGCUCGCCGCCGAGGAGUUCAAGCGGAAAGCGACAGAGUGCCAGCACAAACUGAUGAAGGCUAAGGAUCAAGGGAAGCCUGAAGUGGGUGAAUAUUCCAAACUAGAGAAGAUCAAUGCUGAACAGCAGCUCAAAAUUCAGGAACUCCAAGAGAAGCUGGAGAAGGCUGUCAAAGCCAGCACAGAGGCCACCGAGCUGCUGCAGAACAUCCGGCAGGCAAAGGAGCGCGCCGAGAGGGAGCUGGAGAAGCUGCAGAACCGAGAGGACUCUUCCGAAGGCAUCAGAAAGAAGCUGGUCGAAGCCGAGGAACGCCGCCAUUCUCUGGAGAACAAGGUUAAGAGGCUAGAGACCAUGGAGCGUAGAGAAAACAGACUGAAGGAUGACAUCCAGACAAAAUCCCAACAGAUCCAGCAGAUGGCUGAUAAAAUCCUGGAGCUGGAGGAGAAACACCGGGAAGCCCAGGUCUCAGCGCAGCACCUGGAAGUACACUUGAAACAGAAAGAGCAGCACUACGAGGAAAAAAUCAAAGUGUUGGACAAUCAGAUAAAGAAAGACCUGGCUGAUAAGGAGAGUCUGGAGAACCUGAUGCAGAGACACGAAGAGGAGGCCCACGAGAAAGGCAAAAUCCUCAGUGAGCAGAAGGCGAUGAUCAAUGCCAUGGAUUCCAAGAUCAGAUCCCUGGAACAGAGGAUCGUGGAGCUGUCUGAAGCCAAUAAACUUGCAGCAAAUAGCAGUCUUUUUACCCAAAGGAACAUGAAGGCCCAGGAAGAGAUGAUUUCUGAACUCAGGCAACAGAAAUUUUACCUGGAGACGCAGGCUGGGAAACUGGAGGCCCAGAACCGGAAGCUGGAAGAACAGCUGGAGAAGAUCAGCCACCAGGACCACAGUGACAAGAACCGGCUGCUGGAGCUGGAGACGCGGUUGCGGGAGGUCAGCCUGGAGCACGAGGAGCAGAAGCUGGAGCUGAAGCGCCAGCUCACGGAGCUGCAGCUCUCCCUGCAGGAGCGCGAGUCCCAGCUGACGGCGCUGCAGGCGGCGCGGGCGGCGCUCGAGAGCCAGCUGCGCCAGGCCAAGACCGAGCUGGAGGAGACGACCGCCGAGGCGGAGGAGGAGAUCCAGGCGCUCACGGCACAUAGAGAUGAAAUCCAGCGCAAAUUUGAUGCCCUUCGUAACAGCUGUACUGUCAUCACAGACCUGGAGGAGCAGCUGAACCAGCUGACUGAGGACAACGCCGAACUCAACAACCAGAACUUCUACUUGUCCAAACAACUCGAUGAGGCUUCCGGUGCCAACGACGAGAUUGUCCAGCUGCGGAGUGAAGUGGACCAUCUGCGCCGGGAGAUCACGGAGAGAGAGAUGCAGCUCACCAGCCAGAAGCAAACGAUGGAGGCGCUGAAGACGACCUGCACGAUGCUGGAAGAACAGGUCAUGGAUCUGGAGGCCCUGAACGACGAGCUGCUGGAGAAGGAGCGGCAGUGGGAGGCCUGGAGGAGCGUCCUCGGCGACGAGAAGUCCCAGUUCGAGUGUCGAGUUCGAGAGCUCCAGCGCAUGCUGGACACCGAGAAGCAGAGCAGGGCGAGGGCCGACCAGCGGAUCACCGAGUCUCGCCAGGUGGUGGAGCUGGCGGUGAAGGAGCACAAGGCCGAGAUCCUCGCUCUGCAGCAGGCUCUCAAGGAACAGAAGCUGAAAGCCGAGAGCCUCUCCGACAAGCUCAAUGACCUGGAGAAGAAGCAUGCCAUGCUUGAAAUGAAUGCUCGGAGCUUACAACAGAAACUGGAGACUGAACGAGAGCUCAAGCAGAGGCUUCUGGAAGAGCAAGCCAAGUUACAGCAGCAGAUGGACCUGCAGAAGAACCACAUCUUCCGUCUGACUCAGGGGCUGCAGGAAGCCCUGGACCGGGCUGAUCUGCUGAAGACAGAGAGGAGUGACCUGGAGUAUCAGCUGGAGAACAUCCAGGUUCUGUAUUCUCACGAAAAGGUGAAAAUGGAAGGCACGAUUUCUCAACAAACCAAACUCAUUGAUUUUCUGCAAGCCAAAAUGGACCAACCCGCUAAAAAGAAAAAGGGUUUAUUUAGUCGACGGAAAGAGGACCCUGCUUUGCCCACACAGGUUCCUCUGCAGUACAAUGAACUGAAGCUGGCCCUGGAGAAGGAGAAAGCUCGCUGUGCCGAGCUGGAGGAGGCCCUGCAGAAGACCCGCAUCGAGCUGCGCUCUGCCCGGGAGGAAGCUGCCCACCGGAAAGCCGCAGAACACCCGCACCCGUCCACGCCGGCCACUGCGAGGCAGCAGAUCGCCAUGUCCGCCAUCGUGCGGUCGCCCGAGCACCAGCCCAGUGCCAUGAGCCUGCUGGCCCCGCCGUCCAGCCGCAGAAAGGAGUCUUCCACUCCAGAGGAAUUUAGUCGGCGUCUUAAGGAGCGCAUGCACCACAAUAUCCCUCACCGGUUUAACGUGGGCCUGAACAUGCGAGCCACCAAGUGCGCUGUGUGUCUGGACACGGUGCACUUCGGACGCCAAGCAUCCAAGUGUCUCGAGUGCCAGGUGAUGUGUCAUCCCAAGUGCUCCACCUGCUUGCCUGCCACCUGCGGCCUGCCCGCCGAAUACGCCACGCACUUCACCGAGGCCUUCUGCCGCGACAAAAUGAACUCCCCGGGUCUCCAGACCAAGGAGCCCAGCAGCAGCCUGCACCUGGAGGGGUGGAUGAAGGUGCCCAGGAAUAACAAGCGAGGACAGCAAGGCUGGGACAGGAAGUACAUUGUCCUGGAGGGAUCAAAAGUCCUCAUUUACGACAACGAAGCCCGAGAAGCUGGACAGAGGCCGGUGGAAGAAUUUGAGCUGUGCCUUCCCGACGGGGACGUAUCUAUCCACGGGGCCGUUGGUGCUUCUGAACUCGCAAACACAGCCAAAGCAGAUGUCCCGUAUAUCCUGAAGAUGGAGUCUCACCCGCACACCACCUGCUGGCCCGGGAGGACCCUCUACUUGCUAGCUCCCAGCUUCCCUGACAAGCAGCGCUGGGUCACUGCCUUGGAGUCGGUGGUCGCAGGUGGGAGAGUUUCUAGGGAGAAGGCCGAAGCCGAUGCCGCCCGGGACAGUACUCUCUUGGAGCUUCUGCCUGCGUGGGUUCAGAAAUGGCUGGGAAACUCCCUGCUGAAACUGGAAGGCGAUGACCGGCUGGACAUGAACUGCACGCUGCCCUUCAGCGACCAGGUGGUAUUGGUGGGCACCGAGGAAGGACUGUAUGCCCUGAAUGUCUUGAAAAACUCCCUGACCCACGUCCCAGGAAUCGGAGCAGUCUUCCAAAUCUAUAUCAUCAAGGACCUGGAGAAGCUUCUCAUGAUAGCAGGAGAAGAGCGGGCCCUGUGUCUCGUGGACGUGAAGAAAGUGAAGCAGUCCCUGGCGCAGGCUCACCUGCCCGCCCAGCCCGACAUCUCGCCCAAUGUUUUCGAAGCCGUCAAGGGCUGCCACUUGUUUGCUGCAGGCAAGAUUGACAACGGGCUCUGCAUCUGUGCAGCCAUGCCCAGCAAAGUCGUCAUCCUCCGCUACAACGAGAACCUCAGCAAGUACUGCAUCCGCAAAGAGAUCGAGACCUCAGAGCCCUGCAGCUGUAUCCACUUCACCAAUUACAGUAUCCUCAUCGGAACCAACAAAUUCUACGAGAUUGACAUGAAGCAGUACACGCUAGAGGAAUUCCUGGAUAAGAACGACCACUCCUUGGCGCCCGCUGUGUUUGCCUCCUCGUCCAACAGCUUCCCUGUCUCGAUCGUGCAGGUGAACGGCGCAGGGCAGCGAGAGGAGUACUUGCUGUGCUUCCACGAAUUUGGGGUGUUCGUGGAUUCUUAUGGAAGGCGUAGCCGCACGGACGACCUCAAGUGGAGCCGCUUGCCCUUGGCCUUCGCCUACAGAGAACCCUACCUGUUUGUGACCCACUUCAACUCACUGGAAGUGAUUGAGAUCCAGGCGCGCUCCUCGCUGGGGACCCCUGCUCGAGCGUAUCUGGAAAUCCCGAACCCACGCUACCUGGGCCCCGCCAUCUCCUCGGGAGCCAUUUACCUGGCGUCCUCGUACCAGGAUAAGGUCAGGGUCAUCUGCUGCAAAGGAAACCUCGUGAAGGAGCCCGGCACUGACCACCACCGGGUCCCCUCCACCUCCCGCAGCAGCCCCAACAAGCGAGGCCCGCCGACGUACAACGAGCACAUCACCAAGCGCGUGGCUUCCAGCCCGGCGCCACCCGAAGGCCCCAGCCACCCCCGAGAGCCAAGCACACCCCACCGCUACCGCGAGGGGCGGACAGAGCUGCGCAGGGACAAGUCUCCUGGCCGCCCCCUGGAGCGCGAGAAGUCCCCGGGCCGCAUGCUGAGCACGCGGAGGGAGCGGUCCCCCGGGAGGCUGUUCGAAGACAGCAGCAGGGGCCGGCUGCCGGUGGGAGCAGUGAGGACCCCACUGUCCCAGGUUAACAAGGUCUGGGACCAGUCUUCAGUAUAAAUCUCAGCCAGAAAAACCAACUCCUCAUCUUAAUCUGCAGGAAAAUACCAAACACACCACGGAACUCCGCUGAAGGGGACCACAGCGGCCGUCGGUUCAGCUGCCCCCGGCACAGCCGGGCCCAGACCCGCCUCGGCACGGACACCCGUCUCCUGGAGGUGCAGGUGGCUGUGGCUCCUCCUCGGCUCCUCCUGCAGUCAUCUUUGCACUUUGUUACUCCUUCAAAGCAUUCAGCAACUUUUGUAAAGCUUUAGCCUGUACCAGCUCAUCAGAGGAAACCAACCGGGACGCCUCCUAACUACGGCGUGGUUAGACUCCUAGUUAGCUGCUCUCAGAUCGUAGGCUUGGUUGGUUUUUCUUUUGGUUUUGGUUUGUUUCCGUUUUUGUUUUGUUUUGUUUUGUUUUUUAAGACCACGGAAUUCUUAAUAGAUUUGAAUAGCAAUGUA
This is a messenger RNA of Lepus europaeus (European hare), 6959 nucleotides long. It is a transcript of the gene CIT, whose product is annotated as citron rho-interacting serine/threonine kinase. Gene Ontology annotation, molecular function: protein serine/threonine kinase activity; ATP binding. The record is from RefSeq and is a predicted model, not a curated record. Bases 253 to 6513 code for a protein of 2086 amino acids. Gene Ontology annotation, cellular component: cytoskeleton; cytoplasm. The transcript is spliced from 49 exons. Gene Ontology annotation, biological process: actomyosin structure organization; mitotic cytokinesis; peptidyl-threonine phosphorylation. NCBI's taxonomy places the organism in Eukaryota, Metazoa, Chordata, Mammalia, Lagomorpha, Leporidae.